AGAGAGACAGAGAGAGAGAGACAGAGAGAGAGAUCCAGUUGGCGUCCAGUUAGCGUCCACAUUGAGACCUGACGUUAAACGCUGCCUUUGAGCGACAGAUUAAAGCUACAUUCGAUCAUUUGAUAUGAGUGUGUUUGAAACGACUUAGAUAUGUGUCACUAGCUCGCUAGCUUAAGCAGCACAAACGGAAUCUUCAGAUGGGAGUUAGUGUGUAAACGCUGGUGAACCAUCACGGUCAAAUAAAACGCGCCUGUCCUCUGCUGAGCUGAAACACCAGCUCCUGGCCCCGGUGACGGCAGGAGAGAGGAGUGCAGCCAAGAGUCAAGAUGAAAUUCACAGAGCAUCUCUCUGCUCACAUCACUCCGGAGUGGAGGAAGCAGUACAUACAGUAUGAGGCUUUCAAAGAAAUGCUGUAUGCUGCUCAAGACCAGGCACCAUCUAUCGAAGUCACAGAUGAAGAUACCGUUAAGAGAUACUACGCCAAGUUUGAGGAGAAGUUCUUUCAGACAUGUGAAAAGGAACUGGCCAAGAUCAACACCUUCUACUCUGAAAAGCUAGCUGAGGCUCAGCGGCGUUUCGCCACACUUCAGAAUGAGCUGCAGUCUUCACUGGAUGCCCAGAGAGAGAGCGCAGUUAACAGUAGUGGACUGAGGAGGAGGAAGACGGUGUUCGCCCUGUCCCAGCAGGAACGAUGUAAACACAGAAACAUCAAGGAUCUGCAGCUGGCUUUCUCCGAGUUCUACCUGAGCCUCAUACUACUGCAGAACUAUCAGAACCUGAACUUCACAGGUUUCAGGAAGAUCCUAAAGAAGCAUGAUAAGAUUUUGGAGACUUCGAGGGGGGCCGACUGGAGGGUGGCCCACGUUGAAGUGGCUCCGUUUUACACAUGCAAGAAAAUCACACAGCUCAUCUCUGAAACUGAGGCACUGGUCACAACAGAGUUGGAAGGUGGUGACAGGCAGAAGGCCAUGAAGAGGCUGAGGGUACCUCCCCUGGGAGCUGCACAGCCUGCACCUGCUUGGACCACGUUUAGAGUUGGACUUUAUUGUGGAGUAUUCCUUGUCUUAAUGGUUACAGUGGUCAUUACAGGAGCUGUGAUGAUUCGUAGUCCUGAUGUGUGGCCCAUGGUCAGGAUCUACAGAGGAGGUUUCCUCUUGAUAGAAUUUCUCUUCCUGUUAGGCAUCAACACGUAUGGGUGGAGGCAGGCAGGAGUCAACCAUGUCCUCAUAUUUGAACUCAACCCCAGGAACAACCUGUCCCACCAACAUCUGUUUGAGAUUGCAGGUCUGCUGGGUGUGCUGUGGUGCAUUAGCCUGCUGUCCUGUCUCUUCAGCGACAGCAUCCUGGUACCAAUGCAGGCAAACCCUCUGGCUCUCUACGGCUUCUUCCUCCUCUUUCUCAUCAACCCUCUCAAGACGUGCUACUACAAGUCAAGAUUCUGGCUGCUCAAACUCCUGUUUCGAGUGGUGACAGCUCCAUUUCAUCAUGUUGGCUUCGCUGACUUUUGGCUGGCUGAUCAGCUGAACUCUCUGGUAGUGGUUCUGAUGGAUCUGGAGUAUAUGAUCUGUUUUUACAGUUUUGAACUGGACUGGACAAAACAUGAUGGACUAAUCAGCAGAGAUAAAAGAGUGUGCAACUCCUACUCCUAUGGUGUCCGUGCGGUUAUCCAAUGCCUUCCUGCUUGGUUCCGAUUUGUCCAGUGUCUGCGACGUUACCGUGACACCAAACGGGCCUUCCCUCACUUGGUUAAUGCGGGGAAAUACUCAACGUCUUUCUUUGUCGUCAUCUUUGCUGCCCUGUACAGUACACACAAAGCUGAAAAACACGAUGACAACCAGAUCUUCUUCUACUUGUACAUCAGCUGUUUAGUGGUCAGCUCAUGUUACACACUAGUCUGGGAUCUGAAGAUGGACUGGGGCCUAUUUGACCGAAAUGCAGGAGAGAAUACCUUUCUGAGAGAGGAAAUAGUCUAUCCUCAUAAGGCCUAUUACUACAGUGCUAUAGUGGAGGAUGUGCUGCUGCGUUUCUCAUGGACCUUGACUGUCACCCUCAGCGCUUUGUCUGGGUUUACUGGCAUGUCUGAUAUUCUGGCUACUUUGCUCGCCCCAAUGGAAGUCUUUAGGCGUUUUGUGUGGAACUUUUUCCGGCUGGAGAACGAACAUCUCAACAACUGUGGUGAGUUCAGGGCUGUCAGAGACAUCAGCGUAGCCCCGCUCAAUGCUGAUGACCAGACCCUGUUGGAGCAAAUGAUGGACCAGGAAGAUGGAGUCAGAAACCGGCAGGGCAAGAAGAGCUGGAAGAGGAGCUAUAGCAUGAGUCUACGUAGGCCAAGGCUUGCCUCACAGUCCAAGACCCGUGACACCAAGGUUUUGAUAGAAGACACUGACGAUGACUCCUGACAUCAGGCCACACCCCUCGCCUGGGUCCAGAAUUUGUUCAAAGGAGGGAAUUCCACCUCCUAACCUAGGAAUUACCCAGCGAGUUGGGCUGUGAACUCUCAACCAAGGAUGAGUUUUAAACUCUCAUGCCGACAUAAUCUGUUUUCAGGAGUCUCUGCUCGGGUUCAGAAUUAUUUCAACUUAAGCAAACUUGUACAAACAUCAUAGCCGAAAUGCCAUCAACCUCCUACUGCAACCUUCAAUAAGACCCAAGGGUGGGCUUAUCACUUACACUCUACUUUACCCAGCAGCGGGGGACAAACCUAUCUCCCUGACACCCAAAACCACACAGAGGUGGACUCCAGAACUACACUCACUCCUUCACCAUUGCUUUCGUUCUUCUCAAAACCUCAGCCUAGUAUGAAGAAUGCAGCUAAAUGGAACGCAAGCCGAUCGCUCUGACUGAAGUGUCCCCGCUCCCUGUCCGUGCCACAUAACUCAACACAGGAAGAGACUCCUUCAAGCUGACUGCUGUUAAAAUGUUGAAAAGUUUUACUUCCUGCCCUAUAGCUGUUAGUCUCCUACUAUACUCCGAGCGUCCAGAUAACAAGGCCUUGAAUAAAUGAUGUAACACGUCAAGUUCAUCUGUAAUUUGGACCCAGGAGUGAAUCUGAACCCCUUUCUUCUAGGAGAAUAAACAGAGUUCUAAAGUAAACAGACCCUUGGCGUUUACGCUGGCCAGCAGAAUAUGCAGACGCACAUUUUGACUGUCAAUGCAUUUCAGCUUGUCGCAUCAUCACAGAGCUGCCUAUCUACACCUUACAUGCUUUAGAAACACACAGAAACAUGCACUUUGUAGGAAGAGUCUAUUGUAAUGCCUGUUGUUUUCACUCACACACACUCAUAAGCAGUGAUUUUAAUAGUUUUAUUGAACCUAGGUUGAAAGGAAACACACGCACACAAGAAUAAACACAAGCUGUAGAUUAGUUGUAACCAUGGUUGUUGUAAAUAUGAAAUGGACCAAAGCAGGAGGUGGUGUGAAAAUAUAACGAAAAAUGUAAACCACUGUAUUGAACAGCAGCUGGAAUGACUGUUCAGCCAAAGAGCUGAGAAGGAAUUUGGUUUGUAUCCUGCAGAAACUCCCAGUGAACCUGUGUAAUGAAAGACCAUCCGUUGGAAAAGUAAAACCAUUUUUGUUGAAUAUAUGCCAACUUAUUUAUGUAUGGAUGUGUGGGAGCGAUGCCCAAAUACCACCAGUCAUCCCAUUCAAGCCUAUCACUUUUCAAAAAUGAAAUAGAGUGAAGGUGAAUCCAUAGGGAAUUUUAAUUCUGUGCCUUUAAAUCUUGAAAGAAAGAUUGAAGACUGUGUGACUGUAAACUGCUGGUUUAUGAAACUUAUUGUCAUCCGUCAAACUUGUUAACUGAAAUGUGAUGCAGGUGAUGAAGAGGGGGGAGGUUGCCUGUCAGUCGCAUGCUAGAUUUUGUCAGUGUGCGUGCAUGCAUGUGUGGUUUUCUUGGCAAUUUGUUUUUCCCUACACACAGACAAGUUUUUUCUUUAGUUUAAUAAUGAAUAGGCUGGCCCAUAGGCCUUAUCACUCAAAAGUGUCCUCUCAUUGAUGGGUUUGAUGGUGUCAAAUUAAUACCAGUCAGGAAAAAUGGAAGAGUUGCAGCUUUGAUAUGCACAAAAUGAAAAAUUUGUAAAAACACUAGUCCAAAUCAGUUCUGUGGAAAUUUAUUUACUUACUAUGUGUAAUUUAUUACAUGUGAGCCAUUAUUCUUGGCUUCAGGGAAUGUGAUCCCCUCAGUGUUUUUCUUAUUUUUCACCAAACCAUUGUGGUUUAGCCUCUUUAGUUUGAGUUUCCAUCAACAGCAUCACUGCAGGCACUAAUUGCAGUGUUUGUUGCCAAUUCCUCAGAGCCAUAAAACCGAAUCCUCUAAUCUGGUUUUAUAGAGACAGUUGUGUUUACACUGGAGAAACUUUUUUAAUAAAGAGUUCAGCUUCUUUUAUUUUCACCUUCCCAAUAAGAUUCAGACUUCUUAAAGGAAAAACUCAGAUGUUUUUAGCUGGUAUUGUCAACAACUGUUGUGGCCAUUUAGAACAUUCAGAAUGCAACAGCAGAAUAAACCCUGUCAAUGAAUCAAUCAAUCAAAUUUUGUAAAGCCCAUAUUCACGAAAUUCAUCUCAUAGGGCUUUAACAAGGUGUGACAUCCUCUGCCCUUAACCCUCAACAAGAGUAAGGAAAAACUACUAAAAAUAAUAACAGAAUAAACCCUGUCAACAGCUGAACUAAUCUGCAUCUCUUUUGUGGAACCAGGCCUUAGAGGUCCAGUAUGUAAGAUUAAGGUGAAGGGAUAUAUUGACAUAUUUUACGUAAAAUAAUUCUAGUGAUGUUUUCAUGAGUGUGAAUACUUUAUAUUUACAUUCAAGUAUUUAUUUAGAAGCAAUGAUAAGGUAUGAAAAGUUACAGCAAAACAAUGGGCACCCAACACACUACCCGGCCCUCUAACGGCACCGGGCAGUCACGAGUCACACCAAACAGACGGCGUCUGUAAUAUUUUAUAACAGUAAAUAGAACAGGAUUGGUCAAUAACGAGGGGAAGUCUUCGUUGGUUCUUCCUCGAUUGUGCGCAGGCGUAGUCCACCUUUUUUGCAUUGGAAUAAUGAUAUGACGAGCAGCAGCUCCCAUCUCAGUCCUCCUCUGAUAGUUGCUAGGCAAACUGUUCACUCUUUGACUAGCCUUGACACAGCUGACGCUUUGUAGGUCAGUGGUGUUUUUCAUUGGAGUAAAGGAUAUUGUGUUCCUGCUUUAUCGGCUGUAUGUUCUGUUUGUGUAAACAUUCGAAACAAGGAAACAAUGUCACUCUGUCCGUUCCCCAGAACCUGGGAGAGCUUCUUGAACUCUGUAUGAUGUCGAAUGAAGCUAAGGGAGAUAUGCUUUAAUAUAAAAAGUUAGAAAUGAGAACAAGUAAACGAUUCAUGAUUAACACCAAGCAGCAACGGUUAAUAAAAGUAAUUUGUGUGAAGGCCAUAUAUCUGGCCCAAACGGCUCCUGCCCCCCCACCUCCUUUCUUUUAUAGUUUAGAGUGCAGUUUCAUAAACAUCUUCACAGACUCAGGCACACGGACAAGCUAAAAUUUAAAAUCCCAGCAGAGGCCGCCAUAAUACUUGUAGUAGCCCAGACUGGAAAAACUAAACACCCUUUGAGUUUUUAUGAAAACUGAAGCUUACCACAUGUUUUUUUCAUGUUUGGAAGGGGAGGAUGUGGAGAGGGGUAUUCAGUUGCCACUAGCAACUUCACUUUAUGUAUUGAGCAGGCUGAUAGUUUGAAGUGACUCUUUUGGCAGCACAGGAAGUAGCACAAGAAACUUUGUGUCACGGUAACUUCAAAAUUUAUGCUAAUCUUAAACAAAACAUAAUGCAUUAUAACCAGUUUUUUAGGUUUAUACAUGAAAUCUCUUAUUAGUAAGUAGUGUAAAAUUCAUCUGCAGCUUUUUUUUCAGGUUUUUCAGUUUGACUAUACUACUAAAAACACUGCCGGUCAUUUGAUGCUAAACGUCCUUGUAAGAAUAUUUUCAGACAGCAGUUAGAUCUCUGCAGGUCUGGUACUGACACACACACACAGACAAAAUGUCACCAUUCAUUGACUUACAUACAUUCCUUUCCUGGAGACAAACUACAACUUGCCUUGCUCCUAGCUACACCUAACCUUCUCUUAACCUCACCCUAACCUUACUAUAAACUUAAGCUGAACUUAAACUUACUCUAACCUUCACCUAAACCGGAAGUUAACCUAACCCUAACCGUACCUUAAUCUUAGCCCUACCUUACCAUAACCGUAAUCUAAACCUAUCCCCUGACCAUACAUAACUUCCCCAUGUUAUUGGGACUUGCGUUUUGUCCCCACAUUGUGACUGUGUGAACAGAUCAAGGUUCCCACUAGUUUCUGUAUUCAACUAGAGCUUUGAAAUUAGGCUGUUGUCCUCACUGCUUCUGUCUUCAAAACAUGCUAUCACACACAAUUGUUCGACCCUGAGAUAACUUGAGUUUUUUUAAAUGCACAACUUCUCCUUCCUCUGGGUUUCAUAUGAACAAGUCUUAAUUUAGAAGAAAUGUGAUUAGAAACCCAUCCCUGUGUAAUUAACGACAUUCCAAAGUGACACUAAGAUGAAAUCUCAGUUCUCAGCUGGUGCGUUAGGUUGUUCAUUCACAAGCUAGACUUAAGCUUCUUGACUCUUUAGCUUAGCUAAUGAAAGCUAUAAAUUUGCGUCCAAAUCCAGGAAAAAACAAUUGGGUGAUCCCUCUGUAUGACAACCAAGCCUAACAGCAUUAGAUGUUUACUUAUUAUGAUUCUGUUCAUAGUUUUAACAGCAGCAUUUGGUGAUUUGGACCUUGUGUAACUGGAGUUGUUAUUUUUGUUCUCUUUCUACAUUCCACAUUUUGCCUCAAACUCCAUCACACACAAGCCCAAUCGUCUGUAAAGAUGUUUUGAAACUGUGACAGAGAGGUGAAACAACCUCCCCUUUGCCAGCCAUCAGUCAAGUAAAAUCCAUCAGUUGAGGGUUGGGCUGGGUAUCUAGCCCCAAUAUGUUUUUUGGCACUAACACUAAUGGGAAUGCCUCACAGAGUAUAUCAUGACCUUAAAGUGAAUGUCUGGUUAAAUUUAUUAUUUAAUUUUAGAUGUUUAUAGACAGUUAUGAAACAGCUGCUUGAUAACAUUUAAUACUUCAAAAGUUUGACUUAUUCUAUCAAAUGAAAAGUGAGGUGUAGAAGUUUGUGUUUAUAAUUUGCCAAAGAAGGAACCAAAACUCUAGAUUCCCAGCUGUAGUCCAGACUGGUGGAAUCUACUUGAUCCAAAAUAAUUUCUUUCAGAAUCUUUUGAGGAUUUUAUGAUGAUAAAUAUGACUCUCUGUUGUCAACAGGCUUAUUUCCCAAGAUUUCACAGUGCACCACUUGUAUGUGACCAGGAUCUCAUUAUUUGUUUCACAACAAAGCUGCACAUUUGGCCUCAUGCGGGAAAUUCUCUGUACUCUGUACUCUUAACUCAAAACUUCACUUUUAUUUUGCAAGGUUUGUCCGUCUUCAGAUUCACAAAAUCCCUUUACUGGACUCACGUGUUGUAAAUAAUUUGUUUAAAGCUGAUUGACGAUACCUGUUCAUAUUCAUGAACCUACCUUAUCAUGGCCCUUAAACUAUUAAACAUCAUAAAGGAACAUUUCUGGCUUUUAUUUUCAGAUCAUCUUACCACGAAUAACUUCACUUAUCGCAUAAGAAAUAAGAGAUAUCCCAGCAUUCAAAUUCAAACUCCCCAUAGCAUUGUUUUAUGUAGUUUGAAGAGAAGGUACAUAUUGCAGUGUCUAUAAUACAUACAAUGAUAAGUUUUUUGUUUUUUGUUCUGUCCCCAUCAUCCAAACAUUUCAGAGUUCUUAGUUCUGACCCAGUGUAACAUUUAGUAUGUCAUUUUCACUGACCAGGUUAACAUUUAACUUAGUAUUUUCUGUUUGUUGAACUUGUUAUGUCCAGUUAAAUCAGUAAACUCACAUUUCAAAGAGUGAUAUAUUGGCAGAAAUUGAAUAUAAAAUAAUCCUAGUGAUGUUUCGCUAGUGUGUUUCAUCUAAUUUGUAUGAAUUGCCGUGUACUUUACCCUACAAUGGGCCCUUAUUUCUGUAAAGACGCCGCCAUUGUCUUUUUACAGUUGCCAACCUGGGCAAACUAAAGACCUUUUGAGAUUUUUAUGAUAACUGAAGGCUACCACAGGUUCUCUUUCAUGUUUGGGAGGGGAGGGUAAGGUGAGGUGUAUUCAACAUGCAACUUCACCACUAGAUGUCACAAAAUUCUGCACACUGCCCCUUUAAACCUGUUUAAUAUUAAUCUACUUUUGCCAAAGAGAUGACUGAUUUAACUGUUUCAGUGUAGUAAAACAUUUAGAAAAUAUCCAUACAAUAUUAACACCGACAGCAACAUGUUAUCAUUAGUUUUUUUUAAAUAAUUGUUUUACCAUGGUUGGUACUUGAAUUGAAAGACAGGUCUGGAACACUUAACUCUAAAUACAGAAAUGGAUUAAUGUCACACAUUUUUUUAAAUCACUUGAUUCAUGUUAGAGCAAAUGUGUUUGUAUGAGAAGUUACUGCGAGAGACCUAAUGUCUUGAAUUCCUCAGUCUUGAUUGAUGGACCAGAAAGACUUUUGUCCAAGUCUUAGUACAUUUGAACCAGGACAAUAUUGAAAGCUUUAUUGAAGCAGUUUUAAAGGUUCCGAUCAAAGAUCAAGUGGUGUGAUCGAGUAUGAAGUCCUCAUUUGGAAACAAUCCAAGUUAUGUUGAAGUAUCUGGUUCUUCCAGGAAGUGACAGGCAUCACCAGGGCUUCUGGCCUCAGAUCAAUCUGAUCUGCGUUAACAGGAACACAGGGUUGCUCCGAGACAUCCCUGGUGCUAUGUUGUUGCAAAACUCUUUCAGGAUUUGUUUUUCUUCUCAAGUGAACUGAUAUGAAUUUAAGAGGUCUGAUCUUUAAAGAUAUUUGGUGUUCGUUGAGCCCCGCCCUGUGAGCUCUAUAUGCACAAAAACACACUGGUCAUUAUCCUGCAAUCGUCACUGGACUGCCUGGCUUGGAGCAUGGAGCCUCUUAGAGGAUGAGGAUCCAGUGACAGGGUUUAUUUUAGACACAAAGCCAUGCUGUUCAUUCACUCAUAUUGUCUUUGUAUAUUUUAAGCGUGCCCCUUUUUCUUCUUUUUUUUCUUCGGAUUAACUCGAUAAGGUGAAGAUGUCUGAGGAUCUGAGACUCUUCAUGCUUACUGGCCCAAAGCUUCUCAGCAUGGAACAAACCAUCCUCAACCUGGAUUAGAAUCCUCUGAUAUCCACACCGUGUGACCCGGAGCUGUUGAUUAUACAAUACAUAAUAUACUGAUAUAAUAUAUUGAUUAGAAGCACUGUAUAAUGAGUGACUGUGCCGUGGCUGUUGUCUCGUACUUACAGUAGCAACGUGAUGCUACAGAGGUGCCUGGUUCACCAACCCCUGUUACAGUUUUUCAGUAAAAAUCUGCUCAAACAUGUAUGUGACUCUUGGUUCUCGUCUUAUCUCGCUUAUCAUUAUUACUAUUUAUUACGAUGACGCGUGAUACUGAUGUUAAUGUAUGUGUUUACCACACACAUGAACUUCACCAUUCAGGUGACAUAUUCCUUCAAAAAGUAGCACAUAGAACACAGUGGCACCUUCAGUCUCAUUUUGGGACUCAGAUUGGAUACAUGUAAGCAGGGGUGGAACUUGUAACUAAAAGUACUGUGUUUAAGUACAGUUAUGAGAUACUAGCAAUCUACUGUGUUGUGUUGUACUCUUUACAGGUAUAGUUACUGAUUACUUUUCAGAUCAAGAUGACAGAUUAAGACUUGACAAUAAACUUGUGUCCACUUGGGGUCACUGGUCACAUUUCAGGGGAGUUAACCUUCAAGAUAUUUGUUCUGAUGAUUUUGAUGUAAAUAACUAUAAAAUGGUCUAUAUUUGAAGAAGCAGCCGUCUAUGAUAAGGUAUGAUUAUGUAAAUGUUAUGUCUUUUAUUUCUACAUUUGUAUAAGUAAUUUACUCUGAGAAAUCUUUAUAUGAAUUGAUUCAUUUGAAAGUUGUAAUCAUUCAUUUUAAAAGCAGAUUGAACUGA
Molecule: messenger RNA, 10021 nt
Organism: Pleuronectes platessa (European plaice)
Lineage: Eukaryota; Metazoa; Chordata; Actinopteri; Pleuronectiformes; Pleuronectidae
Product: xenotropic and polytropic retrovirus receptor 1 homolog
Exons: 16
Coding region: 327-2399 (690 amino acids)
Biological process (GO): phosphate ion transport; cellular response to phosphate starvation
Cellular component (GO): cytoplasm; Golgi apparatus; plasma membrane
Molecular function (GO): inositol hexakisphosphate binding
Source: RefSeq, a predicted model, not a curated record